This is a messenger RNA of Ailuropoda melanoleuca (giant panda), 2549 nucleotides long. RefSeq names its product solute carrier family 45 member 1 (gene SLC45A1). Lineage: Eukaryota; Metazoa; Chordata; Mammalia; Carnivora; Ursidae. Gene Ontology annotation, molecular function: sucrose:proton symporter activity. The transcript is spliced from 9 exons. Gene Ontology annotation, cellular component: membrane. Gene Ontology annotation, biological process: transmembrane transport. The record is from RefSeq and is a predicted model, not a curated record. Bases 8 to 2404 code for a protein of 798 amino acids.
CGGGGUGAUGCUGCAGGAGCAGCAGCGGUGGGCCGGGGGCUGCCGGGCGGGGACCGGAGCUGCGCGCGGGCCAGGCAGGAGCUCGGCCUCGGAGAGGGAUGCCUCCUGUCUCGAACCACAGGAACACCCACCGGCCCCCCCUACGAUGAUCCCCCCGGCGAGCAGCACCCCUCCAGGAGAGGCCCUGUUCUCCAGUUUGGCUCCUCAGGACUUCUGGAGGUCUCCGCUCUCGGGCUACUCGGGGUCCGUGACCCGGCAUAUCAGCCACCGGGCCAACAACUUCAAACGACACCCCAAGAGGAGGAAGUGCAUUCGCCCUUCCCCACCCCCACCCCCCAACACCCCAUGUCCGAUCGAGCUGGUGGACUUCGGGGACCUGCGCCCCCAGCGGUCCUUCCGGGAGCUGCUCUUCAACGGCUGUAUUCUCUUUGGCAUCGAGUUCAGCUAUGCCAUGGAGACGGCGUACGUGACCCCUGUGCUGCUCCAGAUGGGCUUGCCCGACCAGCUCUACAGUCUGGUGUGGUUCAUCAGCCCCAUCCUCGGAUUCCUACUGCAGCCACUGUUGGGUGCUUGGAGUGACCGAUGUACCUCAAGGUUUGGAAGGAGACGCCCUUUCAUUCUUGUCCUGGCUAUAGGGGCGUUGCUGGGCCUGUCGCUCCUGCUCAACGGCAGGGACCUGGGCACGGCGCUGGCCGACUCGGCCGACGACCACCGGUGGGGCCUGCUGCUCACCGUGUGCGGGGUGGUGCUGAUGGACUUCAGCGCCGACUCUGCCGACAACCCCAGCCACGCGUACAUGAUGGACGUGUGCGGCCCCGCCGACCAGGACCGCGGCCUCAACAUCCACGCGCUCCUGGCAGGCCUCGGAGGAGGAUUCGGAUAUGUGGUCGGGGGCAUCCACUGGGACAAAACCAGCUUCGGGAGAGCCCUGGGGGGGCAGCUGAGGGUAAUCUACAUUUUCACCGCCGUCACCCUGAGCAUCACCACCGUCCUGACCCUGGUCAGCAUCCCCGAGAGACCCCUGCGGCCCCCCAGCGAGAAGAAGGCCACCAUGAAGAGCCCCAGCCUCCCGCUGCCGCCCUCCCCGCCGCGGCUGUGUGAGGAAGGGCCCGGCGAGCCCCUGCCCUGCCCCCCGGCCACCAGCCUGUACGCCAGCUUCUCCAGCCCCAUCUCCCCGCUCAGCCCGCUCACGCCCAAGUACGGCAGCUUCGCCAGCAGGGACGGCUCGCUGACGGGCAUCAACGAGUUCGCCUCGUCCUUCGCCACCUCCAACAUCGACAGCGUGCUCAUCGACUGCUUCACGGGCGGCCCCGACCCCUACCUGGCCAUCCCCGGCAGUGCCCCGCGGCCGGCCAUCAGCGUCAGCUUCCCCCGGGCCCCCGACGGCUUCUACCGCCAGGACCGCGGCUUCGGGGAGCGGCGGGAGGCAGCCUUGGCCGCAGGCCCCGACGGGGACGUGCUGAGGGUGGGCUCCCUGGACACCCCCAAGCCGCGAUCGGCCGGGAUCCUGAAGAGACCCCAGACCCUGGCCAUCCCGGACGCGGCCGGAGGAGGGGGUCCCGAAACCAGCCGGAGGAGGAAUGUGACCUUCAGUCAGCAGGUGGCAAAUAUCUUACUGAAUGGCGUGAAGUACGAGAGCACGCUGGCGGGCUCCGGCGAGCCGGCGGGGCAGCCUCUGUCCAUGCGGCACCUGUGCUCCACCAUCUGCAAUAUGCCCAAGGCCCUUCGCAAUCUCUGCGUCAACCACUUCCUGGGGUGGCUCUCGUUUGAGGGGGUGCUGCUCUUCUACACGGACUUCAUGGGCGAGGUGGUGUUUCAGGGGGACCCCAAAGCCCCGCACACGUCGGAGGAGUACCAGAAGUACAACAGCGGCGUCACCAUGGGCUGCUGGGGGAUGUGCGUCUAUGCCUUCAGUGCUGCCUUCUACUCAGCUAUUCUCGAGAAGCUGGAAGAAUACCUCAGCACCCGCACGCUGUACUUCAUUGCCUAUCUGGCCUUUGGCCUGGGGACCGGGCUCGCCACCCUGUCCAGGAACCUCUACGUGGUCCUGUCCCUGUGCAUAACCUACGGGAUUUUAUUUUCCACCCUGUGCACUCUGCCCUACUCCCUCCUCUGUGACUACUACCAGAACAAAAAGUUCGCAGGGUCCAGUGCGGACGGCACCAGGCGGGGCAUGGGCGUGGACAUCUCCCUGCUGAGCUGCCAGUACUUCCUGGCCCAGAUUCUGGUCUCCCUGGUGCUGGGGCCUCUGACCUCGGCUGUGGGCAGCGCCAACGGGGUCAUGUACUUCUCAAGCCUGGUGUCCUUCCUGGGUUGCUUGUACUCCUCCCUGUGUGUCGUUUAUGAAAUCCCUCCCAGCGAUGCCACCGAGGAGGAGCACCGGCCCCUCCUGCUGAACGUCUGACACGCCAGAGCCCGGCUUUGGCCUCGAGCCUGUGCCUGGGGGCGUGCAGCAGUCCGGCCGGUGGGAAACCCAAGGCCUUGGUGGACGCAGGAAGGUCUCCCGUGGAAUGUACAUAUGUGAUAAAACAAUAAACGGCAGCAGCGAA